GUUCUUAUUUGUUUAUUAGUAGAGAGAGGGAAUGUUAAAUUGUUUAUAAGUUGCUGUGUUUAGAAAACAACAGUAGCAAUAAAGUUUAGGCAAAAAAUAUGUAAUACAUGAAGGCAGGAUUUAACGUAACGAUACCGGAAAAAUUAGGGGUGUAAGUAAUUGGACCAUUAGGCGGUUUGUAUGUGUUAUUGGGCCUAAAGCCCGAAUACAACUUUGAUUAAAAAGGAGGAUAUUAUUUGAAAGAAAUUUGGAAGGAAUGAGUGAAUGACUAUAUAAUCUCCUCUUCUAAGAAGUGAUUCUUUCAUCCCAACACCACAAUAAUUUAAAUACUAUAAAGUUUACUUUAUUUUAUUUACAUUCAUGAAGUGAACCCAAAUUGGAUGGAUGAAUAAAAGUUUACAUAAGCUGGAGUAAUUUUAGAAUGAUUAAAAUAAUUUAAUAAUUUAAAAAAGAAAAUUGGAGAGUGAAGUUUGUUUAAAAUAAAACAAAAACAACGAAGCAACCAAAGUAAAAGGUGAGAAAUGCCAACUGUUCCAAAGUCCAACCCGUCAACGAAAUGUAAGAUGAAACGUGGCAAAAUCCUGAUGGUUCCUUCACGAAGCCACCAUACCAACUCCCCUCCCGAUCUUCUCUCUUACUCUCUCUCAUUCCCCGAUCUUCAUUUCUCCGGCUGUAUCUACAAUUUUGACCGGCCGGAUCUCCGUGCCGAUGCCCAACUAACAACGGAAAGACAUUCCUUCCUUCUCUCCUCCGUUUCACGUUCCUCGGCUGCAAGGAUGCCGUCGCCUUCGAUCCUACCUAUCACCCAGCCCCCUUCUUCCUCUCCAUUUUCCUCUGGGGGCUCCGUCACCAAUUCCAUUAUGGCAACUACAUCUACUGCCAUAGACAUUAUGUUGCUUAAAGAAGACGACGAACAUAGGACUGGACUUCUUGUUUCUCCAUUGUUCGAUGACGAUAGGUCGAUAGGUCAUAAGCCCCUUCUUCCUAGGACUUCCAGCUAUGCCUCCUCCACAUCAACUUCCUCUUCCGGCAGCACUAUGUACAAGCAGAAGCGGAGGCGAGUCAAGAGUGAAGAAUUUUUAUCUUUUCUCUCCGGUGACGGCCGCCACCAGACUUUUGAUCAUGAUGUGGAGAAUGCCGAUGUUGAGAGAGCUGAAAGAUUUCUACUGACCCGUUUGGGUUUGAAACUCUCAAAAUAUAUUCGGGUAGCAUUUAGAUGGAUUGCAAGGUUUCUGGCACUUGGUUGCUAUUCAUUUUUUCUUCUUCCAGGUUUUCUUCAAGUUGGUUAUUAUUAUUUCUCUUCCAGUCAGAUACGCAGAAGUAUACCUUAUGGUGAUAAACCAAGGAAUAAGUUGGAUCUUUAUCUUCCAAAACAUAUUGACGGCCCAAAACCAGUUGUUGCUUUCAUCACUGGCGGGGCUUGGAUUAUUGGCUACAAAGCUUGGGGUUGUCUUCUAGGGCAACAAUUAUCAGAAAGAGAUGUCAUUGUAGCAUGCAUCGAUUACAGAAAUUUUCCUCAGGGAACUAUGAGUGAUAUGAUUGAUGAUGCCUCCCAAGGUAUCUCGUUCUUGUGUAAUAACAUUAGAGAAUUUGGAGGCGAUCCAAACAGAAUUUAUCUAAUGGGUCAGUCAGCUGGAGCACAUAUAGCUGCCUGCACGCUUUUGGAGCAUGCAAUGAAAGAGGUUCGCAAAGUAGAAAGUAUCUCUUGGAGUGUGUCUCAGAUCAAAGCUUAUUUUGGUUUGUCAGGAGGGUAUAAUUUGCUCAAUUUGGUAGAUUACUUUCACUCUCGAGGUCUAUCUCGUUCUCUGUUUCUAAGCAUAAUGGAAGGAGAACAAUCCUUGAAACGAUUUUCACCCGAGGUAAUGAUCUUGGAAGAACCCAACAUAGGAGCGGCAGUCUCGAUUCUUCCUCCCAUCAUUUUAUUCCAUGGAACAGCAGACUAUUCUAUACCAUCAGAUGCUAGUAAGACUUUUGCCGAGACUCUUCAAAGCGUUGGAGUGAAAACCGAAACAUUUUUCUACGAAGGAAAGACGCAUACAGAUGUAUUUGUUCAGGAUCCAUUGAGGGGUGGGAGAGAUCAAAUGUUUGAAGAUCUUGUUGGUAUCAUCCAUGCCAAUGACGCGGAAGCGCUGGCAAAAGAUGCAGUAGCACCUCCAAGAAGACGAUUUGUACCCGAGAUCAUGUUGAUGUUAGCUCGUAGUGUUAGCCCCUUCUAACAACAUGAUUAUCAUCGAUCAACCUACAUCCCCAUGUGAAAUUUAGUAUUCCUCUGAUCUUAGUUGCAGUUCAUUUGUUGUAGGUCACAAAUGGAGGAAAGAUAAAUUUAGCAUAUCAUGAUUUGGAAAGAUUUGUUGCAGAACUAUAUAUAUGUGAUUCUUUCGAUAGACAAUGGUAAUGAAAUAUCAUCUUUAGUCAA
Molecule: messenger RNA, 2416 nt
Organism: Cucumis sativus (cucumber)
Lineage: Eukaryota; Viridiplantae; Streptophyta; Magnoliopsida; Cucurbitales; Cucurbitaceae
Product: isoprenylcysteine alpha-carbonyl methylesterase ICME
Exons: 11
Coding region: 522-2216 (564 amino acids)
Source: RefSeq, a predicted model, not a curated record